CAGAAGCUUGCCUUUAGGGAAAAACAUCAUCUGGACAUUGUGUAGUCAAGCUUGCCUCUAGGGAAAAACAUCAACUGGACAUCUGUGUAAUCAUUCAUUGCAAAGAAGACGGUUGGUUCAGCUUCUGAAGUACUGUUUUGGGAGCGGAUAUCAGUAUCGGUAGAUCAACCUUUUAAGAUGGCAGGAUCCGUGGUCCUUUUUGCUGGCUUAUGCAUUGUGAUCCAAAUUUUCUCAGGAUUUGCUGACAAGCUGUCCUUGAGCAUCGAUUGUGGAGAUCCGACGGGUACGCGCACCGACGAGCUGGGCAUCAACUGGAUCGGCGACGGCAACUAUAUUAACACAGGGCAAACAGCGAAGGUCCAGGUUACCAAUACAUACUACCAAGAAGAAAAGACGCUCCGUUACUUUCCCUUCCAAAAGAAGAGCUGCUACCUGAUACCAGGCGCGGCGAGGGGAAUGAAGCACAUGAUAAGGGCAUCCUUCUUCUAUGGCAACUAUGACAACAAGUCAUCGCCACCUUCCUUCCAUCUUCAAUUUGAUGGGAACUAUUGGACCAGCGUGACCACUUCAUUAGACACCUCCCUUUAUUGGGAAGUGAUAUAUGUACCCAAGAGAGACAACAUCAGCGUCUGUGUUGCUCAGACGUUGCCCGACCAGAUACCCUUCAUCUCUGUUCUGGAAGUUAAGGAAUUUGAGCCGGGCAUGUAUGAAACGAAGGGCACUGAAGAUGUGCUUGUACUAUGGAAGAGGAAAGCCUUCGGAUCAAAAGACUUUGUUAGGUACCCUGAUGACCCUUAUGAUCGUUAUUGGCAUCCUAGUGGUGAGAUCGACGGCGUCGUGAGUGUGGCUAGAGAUAACAUGAGCUUCAACAAAAACUUCACGGAUAUUCCGGGACUGGCAUUAGCCCACGCCAUAACACCAGCGUCGAGCAAUGCGACGACUCUGAUAGUGCCAUCGUUGGAGAUGGGUUUGGGAAAUGAUACAUAUUACUACGUUUUCUAUUUCAUGGAAGUGUUGGAGGCAGCUUAUCAAAACAAGAGCAGGUCAUUCGAUUUCCUGGUUGAUGGCAUCAAGCAGAACGAUGAUCCAAUCAUCCCUCCUUAUCGGUCAUAUGUGACCGACUAUAAUUCUCGUGGUCGUAACCUGAGUGGUGAAUCGGUCAUUUCCAUGGUCAACACACCAGAUGCAUCCCUUCCUCCCAUCCUCAACGCCAUGGAACUUUUUGAAUUGAUCAAGAGCGGACUUGCAAAAGGAACCAACGAAAAUGAUGUGAAGGCGUUGAAGGUGUUGCAGGGUUCAUAUCAAACACUUCGGUCUUGGGCAGGUGAUCCAUGUCUUCCCCCGGGAUUCACUUGGGACUGGCUCAACUGCAGCACGGACGAUCCACCACGAGUGACUGAACUUCAUCUUAAUGGUUUAGGCUUGGACGGCACCCUUCCAGACUUCAGCGGCCUGACUGCGCUUGAGAUAAUUGACUUGAGUAACAACAGCUUGAGUGGACAUAUCCCAGAGUUCUUGGGAACAUUUCCUCACUUGAAAGAGCUGAACCUGACAUACAAUAGUUUCACUGGAUCCUUACCGGCAUCAGUGGCAGGCAAUAAAAAAAUAAAACUAACUAUAACAGGAAACGACAUCACCGAAGGCAAUCCAAGUCCGUCACCAACAAAUGGCGUAAGAAAUAUGAAGCCGAUCAUCGUUGGAGUACCAGUGGGCUCGGUUAUCUUACUUCACAUGCUAGUUGGCUAGCUGUCGUCUAUGCACACCUUCCCAAGCCAUCGCCAGCUAACGUUGUG
Nymphaea colorata (pocket water lily) is the source of this 1793-nucleotide messenger RNA. RefSeq names its product probable LRR receptor-like serine/threonine-protein kinase PAM74. The coding region runs from base 178 to 1746 and encodes 522 amino acids. Lineage: Eukaryota; Viridiplantae; Streptophyta; Magnoliopsida; Nymphaeales; Nymphaeaceae. The record is from RefSeq and is a predicted model, not a curated record. The transcript is spliced from 8 exons. Gene Ontology annotation, molecular function: protein binding.